AUGUCUCUCAAUUUAAGUGCAGCAUAUGAUUCUUUGUGUGAUAUGGUGAUACGUCCUCCAAGAUGUAAUCACUAUCAACCACAUGAUAUGGGUCCUACCUCAUUCUCUAUUGCAGGACAAUCAUUCAUUAGAGAGGAUUUUGUCUGCAGUCAUUUUACACCAUCUGAUUAUCAUAAAUCUGAAAAACAAAUACCAUGUGUCAUUUAUUGUCAUGGAAAUAGUGGAUGUAGAUUAGAUUCUAUUGAAUGUUUAAAAGCAUUGUUGCCUCAUCGUAUAUCAGUGGUAGCAUUUGAUUUCUCUGGAUCUGGAUUGAGUGAAGGCGAGUAUGUCUCGCUUGGACAUUUUGAAAAGAUGGAUGUCAAGACAGUUGUCGAACAUUUGCGAAAAUCUGGAAAGAUCUCGACCAUUGGUUUAUGGGGACGAUCAAUGGGUGCCGUCACAUCGAUUCUCUAUGCAAAGGAGGAUCCGAGUAUAGCGGCAAUGGUGCUCGACUCUCCAUUUUCAUGUUUGUACAAGGUUGCAGAGGAAUUGGUAUUGUCGACAGUCCAAAAAAUGCCAAAGUUUAUGAUCUCUGUUGGUUUGAAAAUGGUUAGAUCAUCAAUUAAAAAGAGAGCUCAUUUUGAUAUAAAGGAAUUAGAUAUAGUACCAGUUGCAGAAAAAGUAUUUAUACCAUCACUGUUUGCACAUGGAAAAGAUGAUACAUUUGUACGACCUCAUCAUUCAGAAAAAAUCUUUGAAAAAUACCAAGGAGACAAAAAUCGUUUGUUGUUGGAUGGCGAUCAUAAUAGUGAUCGACCUGAAUUCUUUUUCCAAUCAGUUUGCAUAUUUUUUACCAAUCAUUUAAAACCAGAUCCAUUACCCGAACCCAAAAAUAACAAUUUUCUUUUUCAUGGUGAAUUUUAUGAUGACACUUCAAUAGAGGAACAACAAUUAGGACAGGCUAUUCUCUUGUCACUUAAAGAAGCACAACAAAAUGGUAAUGGUAAUCAUCCAACUACAACAACAACCACCUCUACAACAACCACUACAACUACACCACCCAGAACAACUCCUACUACAAGUCCAACCACUACAAGUCCUCGCACUACUACAACUAGUCCUCGUAGACGCAGUCCUCCUCCAAAAAGAGAGGCUCCUUAUAGAUUUCGAAAAUCAGAUUUUGUAGGCGACCCCUAUGAUAAUAGUAAUUCCUAUGAUAAUGAUGACAACGAUUGUAAUAAUAAUGACAACGAUUGUAAUAAUGAUGAUUAA
Cavenderia fasciculata is the source of this 1251-nucleotide messenger RNA. It is a transcript of the gene rsc11-2, whose product is annotated as alpha/beta hydrolase fold-1 domain-containing protein. The record is from RefSeq and is a predicted model, not a curated record. Bases 1 to 1251 code for a protein of 416 amino acids. NCBI's taxonomy places the organism in Eukaryota, Evosea, Eumycetozoa, Acytosteliales, Cavenderiaceae. The transcript has 5 exons.